AUGCUCGGUUCAUUGUUUAUGCUUACAUCAUUAUGCUAUUUAUCAAACGGCGAUGAUGUCCCCAUAAACAUUUGCUUUGUGCCUGUACGUGGGGCAAAUAAUGCUAUAGUGAGGCCUUCGGUGCCUGUCGAGUACUGCCAAGAUCGUGAUGCGGCAGCUUGUUUCGCAAUAUUUAAGCCCGAGGACGACAAUGUGCUGGCGCAAAAUCGUAUGGCUAAUCAGAAUUAUCAGGUCCUAGACAAAUGUCAGCAGGAGCCCUAUAUAAUGUUAGCUCGACAAAUGUGCCCAUGGAUGUGCGCGACUUGUUGCAUGACUAAGGAAUAUAAUUGUGAAAAUGCAACGACUUUACCAUCUUCAGCGGCGACAUGCAGAGAUGAAAGACAGCAUUGUGCAGCAAUUAGAGCUGCAAAUAGCUGUGGCGGUGUAUUUCGAACAACAAUGAUGCAACAGUGCGCGAGAACUUGUGAGGGAAAGGGAAAAGGCACUGAAUGCGAUCAAGAGCGACUAAUGAAACAUGGAGCGGUCUCUGUAUGGGAUCGGAACGACUGGUGGGAGUUCGCUUAA
Dracunculus medinensis (Guinea worm) is the source of this 564-nucleotide messenger RNA. The record is from the annotation of a GenBank genome assembly. NCBI's taxonomy places the organism in Eukaryota, Metazoa, Nematoda, Chromadorea, Rhabditida, Dracunculidae.